AUGGUGCUCGACCCUCCGGGCGUGCUGGACAGGAUCAACGCCAACCUGCCCGACGACAUCCGCGUAUUUGCUAUUCGUCGCACAACGGGCGGCUUCGACUCCAAGAACAGCGUCGACUCGCGUAUCUACGAGUACCUUCUGCCCGGCUACAUCCUCGCCCCCGAGGAGCCCAAGCCCCAACCGGCCGAAGAAGGUGAAGCCGCCGCUGCCGAGCUGCAGAUCCCGGACUACCAGGUCACGCCGGAGCUGAUCGACAAGCUCAACGAAUACCUGGAGGUGUUCAAGGGAACGAACAACUUCUUCAACUACACCAUCCGCAUGGACAAGAACGACGCCUCGGCCAAGAGAUACAUCAUCGGCUUCAAGUGCUCUGGACCGUUCACCGUCGAUGGCGUGGACUUCGUGCGCUUCGAGAUUCAGGGCCAGAGCUUCAUGCUGCACCAGAUCCGCCGCAUGAUCGGUAUUGCUACGAUCCGGGAUCACUGCACCGCAUUGCUUCGCCAUGUCCUGGACAUUCAGUCAUCUCAACUGUGUGCGCAUGUCUGGUAUCUAGGCAUGAUCGUCUUCUUGAUCAAGCGCAACCUGCCAAAGGAGGUGCUCAACGCCACGUUUGUCCGCAAGGCGCCCGUGCCGACCGCGCCCUCGGAGGGACUCUUGUUGCAGCAGUGCGUGUACAAGGUGUACAACGAGGGCAAGGGCCGAAGCUACGAGCCCAUCACGUGGGAGGGCAUAAAGGACCAGGUGGAGGCCUUCCGGAGCGAGCAGAUCUACACCCACAUCGCCGCCAUCGAGAAGGAGACCAAAGUUUUCGCCGAGUGGACGGCCAAGCAGAGUCAGUACCUGAUCGACUACGAGAAGCUGUUGGAUGACUGGAGGAACGACCGACCGGAGGUGCCCUUUGAGUACAAGGGCAGACCGCCCAGGGAGGCCGCCGCCGAAGCCGAAGACACCACCAACGCCGCCAAGGAGGACUGA
Molecule: messenger RNA, 975 nt
Organism: Acanthamoeba castellanii str. Neff
Lineage: Eukaryota; Discosea; Longamoebia; Acanthamoebidae
Product: tRNA pseudouridine synthase A, putative
Exons: 7
Coding region: 1-975 (324 amino acids)
Biological process (GO): tRNA pseudouridine synthesis; mRNA pseudouridine synthesis
Cellular component (GO): nucleus
Molecular function (GO): pseudouridine synthase activity; RNA binding
Source: RefSeq, a predicted model, not a curated record